AUGUCGUCGUCGUCCUAUUCCAAGGCCAGCAAUGGUGGUGAGCAGAUGGUCUGCGUCACCGGAGCAGGCGGCUUCAUCGGGUCGUGGGUGGUGAAGGAGCUCCUGCUGCGAGGGUACCGUGUCAGGGGAACUGCAAGGGACCCUGCUGACAGCAAGAACGCGCACUUGCUUUCUCUGGAGGGGGCCAGGGAGAGGCUCACCCUCUGCCGCGCCGACGUCCUGGACUACGAGUCCCUCCGCGCCGCGUUCACCGGCUGCCAUGGCGUCCUCCACGUCGCCUCCCCGGUGUCCAACGACCCUGAGCUCGUGCCGGUGGCCGUGGAGGGCACCAGGAACGUGAUCAACGCCGCCGCGGACGAGGGCGUUCGCCGGGUGGUCUUCACCUCCUCGUACGGCGCCGUGCACAUGGACCCCAACCGGAGCCCCGACGCCGUCCUCGAUGAGACCUGCUGGAGCGACUACGAAUUCUGCGAACGGACAAACAACCUCUACUGCUGCGCCAAGAUGAUGGCGGAGAUCACGGCGACGGAGGCGGCGGCAGCGCGCGGGCUGCCGCUGGCGGUGGUGGUGCCGUGCGUCACGACGGGCCCGUUGCUGCAGCAGACGCUCAACUUCAGUAGCAACCACGUGGCGCGCUACCUCAUGGGCACCAAGAGGUCCUACCCCAACGCCGUCGCCGCCUACGUCGACGUCCGCGACGUCGCGCGCGCGCACGUCCUGGCCUACGAGCGCCCCGGCGCCAGCGGCCGCUACCUCUGCAUCGGCACCGUGCUCCACCGCGCCCAGCUCGUGGCCAUGCUCAGGGAGCUCUUCCCGCAGUACCCCGUCACGGCCAAGUGUGAGGACGACGGCAAGCCGAUGGCGAAGCCGUACAAGUUCUCCAACCAGAGGGCCAGGGAGUUGGGCUUGGAGUUCACGCCGCUGAAGAAGAGCUUGUACGAGGCAGUGGUGUGCAUGCAGCAGAAUGGGCACCUGCCAGUCAUCAGCCAGCAGCAGCGCUCGUACUUGUAA
Messenger RNA from Panicum hallii, 1011 nucleotides. RefSeq names its product cinnamoyl-CoA reductase 1-like. The transcript is spliced from 5 exons. Gene Ontology annotation, molecular function: oxidoreductase activity, acting on the CH-OH group of donors, NAD or NADP as acceptor. Bases 1 to 1011 code for a protein of 336 amino acids. The record is from RefSeq and is a predicted model, not a curated record. Gene Ontology annotation, biological process: lignin biosynthetic process. Lineage: Eukaryota; Viridiplantae; Streptophyta; Magnoliopsida; Poales; Poaceae.